Messenger RNA from Puma concolor (puma), 624 nucleotides. RefSeq names its product coiled-coil domain containing 28B (gene CCDC28B). NCBI's taxonomy places the organism in Eukaryota, Metazoa, Chordata, Mammalia, Carnivora, Felidae. The record is from RefSeq and is a predicted model, not a curated record. Gene Ontology annotation, cellular component: centrosome.
AUGGAGGACAAGAAGAAGAAAAGGAGUCCCAAGCCCUGCCUGACCCAGCCAGCCCAGGCCCCGGGCACAUUACGAAGGGUCCCCGUGCCCACCAGCCACAGUGGCUCCUUAGCCCUGGGACUCCCUCAUCUGCCAUCCCCCAAGCAGCGAGCCAAGUUCAAGAGGGUAGGCAAGGAGAAAUGCCGCCCGGUGCUGGCCGGAAGUGGGGGUGGCUCGGCAGGCACCCCGCUGCAGCACUCGUUUCUGACCGAAGGGACGGACGUCUAUGAGAUGGAGGGGGGACUGUUGAACCUCCUCAAUGAUUUUCAUUCAGGCCGGCUGCAGGCCUUCGGGAAGGAAUGCUCCUUUGAGCAGUUGGAGCACGUGCGGGAGAUGCAGGAGAAGCUGGCCCGGCUGCACUUCAGCCUAGACGUGUGUGGAGAAGAGGAGGAAGAGGAGGAGGAAGAGGACGGGGUCACUGAGGGACUGCCAGAGGAGCAGAAGAAGACGAUGGCCGACCGAAACCUGGACCAGCUGCUUAGCAAUCUGGAAGAUCUUAGUAACUCUAUACAGAAGUUGCACCUGGCCGAGAAUGCCGAGCCUGAGGAGCAGUCAGCUGUGUAGGUGUCGGACCCAGGACCAGAC